AUGCGCUUCAUUAUUGCGUGGCUGCCGCUCAGCCUGUGCCUGAUUUUUGGAAUGGACGUGAAUUCUGUUGAGGCUGCGAAUAUUUUGGGAAUAUUUCCAUACCGACACUCGUCCACCUAUACGGUCAUUCAACCAUUAGUAAAGGAACUAGUAGGAAAAGGCCAUAACUUAACAGUCAUAACCCCCUCUCAUAUUUCGCCUAAUAUCGAGGGAGUUCGUCAUAUACGAGUGGACUUGUUGCACAAACACCUGCAUGACCUUAUGAAUUCGAACCAACUUAUUGAAUUCUUCAGAGACAAAUGGAGAGAAGCAGUUUUUGCGGCUACAUUUCUAGCCAACACUUCAGCUGCCAUUCUCAGUGACGACGGUGUCCAGAAAAUGCUGAGUGACAAAAGCGAGCGGUUUGACAUGAUCAUGAUAGAGACAUGCCAAUUGGAUGCAGUGUAUGGAUUGGCGGAAUACUAUAACGCUACCCUAGUGGGGGUUUCCUACAUACGGCUCAACUGGAGUGUCGACGAAUUGGCUGGAAAUCCCGCACCUAGCGUCUACGAGCCUAUAUCCCCCAUGGGAUUUUCACUGGACUCCUCGAUUCUUAGUCGUAUAUAUAACUGGAUAUACAUAACCGAAGAAAAGUUGUUGGAUCGUCUUCUUAUCCGCCCAGCACAAUUGCGUAUAUUUAAGAAGUUCUUCGGUUACUCGGAACAAAAAAUGGAGGAGCUAAGGUCCAGAUUUUCAGUGAUCUUGGUAAAUAACCAUUUCAGCUUUGGGCGAGUUAGGUCGAAUGUGCCCAAUAUUAUCGAGAUCGCGGGCAUUCACCUUAGCGAACCGCCCGAGCCUUGUGGCCAGGAACUGCAACGGUUCUUAGACGAAGCGGAACACGGUGUGAUAUAUUUCUCAUUAGGUUUUGAUAUUAUGCUAAAGUUUCUACCACAAGACAUUCUGCAACCUCUGCUGAAAAGUUUUUCUCGGAUCAAACAAAGGGUGGUGUGGAAAACCGACGACACCACAACGCCCAACCAAACCGGAAACAUAUACAGGAUGGCCAAGACGCCACAACGGAUGAUCCUGUCCCAUCCCAACACCAGACUAUUCAUAACCCACGGGGGGCUACUGAGUCUCAUUGAGGCGAUUGACAGCGGAGUUCCGAUGCUAGGAAUACCCUUCUUUUUCGACCAGUUUGAUAACUUGCACAAAAUUCAGCAGGCAGGAAUGGCAAGAGUCCUGGACACACCUUCCCCCUCUGUAGACACAAUAACUGACACUAUUCGGGAUCUGAUCGAAGAACCAAAGUAUUCUCAAAGAGCUAAGGAAAUGUCAUUUAUCUUCAGAGACCGUCCCAUUAGUCCUUUGGACUCGGCUGUCUGGUGGAUAGAAUAUGCUUUGCGCCAUAGGAAUGCCAGCCUGAUGCGAAUCAACGAAAGCGAUAUUUCUUUCAUGGUUUACUACAAACUGGGCGACCUUUUACCUCUGUACAUUCGUAUCGGGGCUAUAUUAAUAUUCGUGAUCUUUAUCAGUCGUAGGCUGAUCAAAAAACACAGCACUUCAAACUUAACACACACUUAA
Drosophila bipectinata is the source of this 1563-nucleotide messenger RNA. RefSeq names its product UDP-glycosyltransferase UGT4-like. Lineage: Eukaryota; Metazoa; Arthropoda; Insecta; Diptera; Drosophilidae. Gene Ontology annotation, molecular function: UDP-glycosyltransferase activity. The record is from RefSeq and is a predicted model, not a curated record.